Lepidothrix coronata (blue-crowned manakin) is the source of this 319-nucleotide messenger RNA. RefSeq names its product myocyte-specific enhancer factor 2A-like. The record is from RefSeq and is a predicted model, not a curated record. NCBI's taxonomy places the organism in Eukaryota, Metazoa, Chordata, Aves, Passeriformes, Pipridae. The transcript has 3 exons. The coding region runs from base 47 to 319 and encodes 90 amino acids.
CUCAUCUUGUCUCCCCCAGCCCGGUUUGCCUGCUCAGAACUUCUCCAUGUCGGUCACGGUUCCGGUGUCCAACCCCAACACUUUAACCUACAGCAACCCCGGGAGCUCCCUCGUGUCCCCGUCCCUGGCAGCCAGUUCGUCCCUGACGGACACGACCAUGCUGUCCCCCCCUCCGAGCACCCUGCACCGCAACGUGUCCCCCGCCGCGCCCCAGAGACCGCCCAGCGCCGGCAACGCAGGUGGAAUGCUGGGGACAACUGAGCUCUCAGUGCCAAACGGAGCUGGUACCAGCCCAGUGGGUGUAACUGCAGCAUUCUAA